AUUAGUAUGAGACAGGCUGAAGUUGAAUAGGUCAAGAAAUUUUAAUUUUUUAAUUAAGAAAACAUUCAAGAUCAAAGAGCUAAGUAUCAAAUAUCCAUUCAUUUAUUUUAGUGGUGAUCCAACUGCUCCAACCUUGAAUGAUAUUGGAAUAUCAGAUGGAUGUGGAAUUGGUACCAAAUUGUUCCUCUCAUCUUAAUCCAAGAAUCUUAUCUAUGUAUAUGAAGCAAAUUCCAUUCAAGGAUUCUUUUAACCUCAUAAUGAUUCAUUCAGAGUUAUGAAAUGUACAAAGGAAAGCAGAGAUGUAAUAUUUAAUAAUUCUUAUUAUUUAAUAGGGAAAGUUAGUCACAUUUGGUAUCGACAGUGAAAACAAUUAAAAGAGCAGCUAUGUUAAAUUUUGGGAUCCAAAUACAACUGACUAUCAAAAUAUGAGUAAAUUAAUCUCAUUAAAUUCUUAGAACCUAUUAAAGUAAUCUUGGUCAAUAAAGUUGGAUAACCAUUACAAAAUUUUAAUUGUUUUUGUGUUGCUAAAGACUUAAGUGCCUUAGCUUUUGGUUUGUAAGAUGGCUAAAUAUUGAUAUUCAAGGCGAAAAGUUAAAAUCUAUUAGUAAUGGAACAUAAAGAUUAAAUCAUUUAAACAGAUUAAGAACCAAUUAAAUCUGUUCAUUUAAGUAAAAAUGAUUAAAAUCUUAAUUUAUUUUGUACAACUGAUUCUAACAUCAUUUGUUUUUAGAAUAUGUAAAACAGAAAGAAGUUUUCUAUCCCUGCUGGAGCUUUGUUUGAUUUAACAGUUAAAGGAAAUCUUAUAGGAUGUCCAAAAGAUGAUACUUCUACUAUAGUAGAAUAUAGUGAUAUUAAGAAAGAAGCUUCUUGGAAUGUAGAUGGUGAUAAAAUUGAAAUUAGAUUUUUCAAAUAAAAUUACUUAAUCAUGUUAAUCUCUCCAAGAUAAGAUAAAGAAUAGGUAGAUCAAUCUGUUCAAUUAACAAUAUUUGAUCUUUUAAAUAAUUAUAUUGCUUAUUAUAAGAAAUUUGAAAAGAUUCAACGAUUUAUUCCUGUUGGAGAUUACUUAUAUGUAAUAACACAAAACAACAAAGGUGAAAAAAAUCUUAUAAGAUUAACAGAGAAAGAAAAUACUCAUAAAAUUGAAAUCUUUUUUAAAAAUAAUUAUUUCGAUGUUAUGUAUAGAUUUGCUAGCAAUUAAUCUUCUGAUAAAACAUUAUUAGCUGAAAUUAGUCGUUUACAUGGAGAUCAUUUAUAUGAUUAACAUGAUUUUUAAGGAGCAAUAAAAUAAUACAUUAAUACAGCUGGAAUUUUAGAACCUUCUUAUGUAAUUGGUAAAUUUUUAGAUGUUUCACAUGUUGAUUUUUUGAUAUAAUAUUUAGCAGCUUUACAUCAUGAAAAAUAAGCUGAUAAAAAUCAUACAGCCCUAUUAUUGAAUUGUUAUGUAAAGUAAAAACAGAUUACCAAACUAGAAGAAUUUCUAAAAGAAUCUAGUUUUGAUUCAGAUUUAUUUGAUAUUGACACUGCUAUAAAAGAAUGCAGAUAAUUAGGUCAUAUAGAUUUGGCUUUAAGAUUAGCUAAGUCUAGAUAAAAAAACGAAGCUUACCUAAGCAUACUUAUUGAAACUAACAAAGAUUAGAAUAAUAAAGAUUAAAAUAAGUAAGAUUGUAAAAGUGCUUUGAUGUAUAUUAAGGAAGAAAUCUAAUUAGAUGAAAAAGUAUUAAUUUUUAUCUAUCUUAUUAGGCUUAAUAUUUAAAAGAGUUUGGACAACAAUUAAUGAAGGCAGAACCUGAAUUUUGUCUAGAAAUCAUAUAAAAUUUAGUUUUGCUUAUAAGUAUGGUCUAAAAUUUGAAAAAAAGAGUUGACACUUAAAAAGGUAUUGAAUCUAUAAGCAUUUUAACUCCUGAAGAAUUGAAAGUAUGGAGAUAUUUUAAUUUGUCAGAUGAAGAAAUUAAAAAGGUAUUUUCUAUAACCUUUGGUAAACCAGAUGAAUUUUUACAUUUAUUUGUUGUUAAUAAUGAAUAUUUGGAAAGUUAUUUGAAAUUUUUAAUUGAGAAUUGUAAAACUUUACCAAACGAAAAAGCAAUAUUCCAUAGAUACUUUGAAUUUCAUUUAGAAAAAUAUCAAUUAUAUUAUAAAGAUGAAAAUAAAAUAGGAAUAAGAGAUACAUAACUAUAAAGCAAAGAAUAAGGUAUUAUGAAAUUAUUAGAAAACUAAGAAAAUGAAAAGAAAUAUGAUAAGAAUCAUUUAUUAGUAUUAUUCAAAAUGUAUAAUUUUGUACCAGGAAUUAUAUUUCUGUUAAAAAAGUUAUAAAUGAGAGAAGAAUUAUUAAAUUUCUAUAUAAGUUUGUAGUAGAAUGAUUAAAUAAUUAAUUUAUGUAGUGAAUACGGUAGAGAAGAAACCAAUUUAUGGAUUUAAGCAUUAAAAUAUUUUGCUAAGCCUGAAAAUGGAGCAGAAAAUUAUAUAGAACAAGUUUUGGUAUUAGUAAGUAGUUUAGAAAAUAUAUCACCUUUACUAAUAUUGAAUAUCUUAUCUAAAAAUAAAAAUGUUAAAUUUAAAUUAGUCAAGAGUUAUUUCACAAGUAAAAUAUCAAAAGAUAAAAAAUAAAUUGAUGAUUACCAAAAAGUAGUGAAAGAGAAGAUGAAAAAGGCUGCAGAUUUAAGAGCUGAAUACAAAAAAUUAAAAACUCAAGCCAAAGUUUUCUAAUCAACGAAAUGUAGUUGUUGUGAGGCUAUAUUGACCUUACCUUCUUAUCAUUUCCUUUGUGGUCAUUCUUAUCAUGAAUAAUGCAUACAUACGUAAAAUAUAAAUAUUCAAAAUUUAUAGAGAAAGGGCUUGUCUGCUUUGUCCAUCUGACACAUAGAUGUUUUUCAAGAGAAAAUAAGAAUUUAUUGAAGCUUCAAAAGAAACUAAACCAUUCAAAGAAAAACUCUAUGCAGCAGCUGAUAAAUUUGAUGUUAUAUGCGAAUAUUUAGGAUAAGGCAUAAUCUAAAAUUAGAAAGCUGAUUGAAU
Molecule: messenger RNA, 3009 nt
Organism: Paramecium sonneborni
Lineage: Eukaryota; Ciliophora; Oligohymenophorea; Peniculida; Parameciidae
Source: the annotation of a GenBank genome assembly